AACACUGAUAUUCAAAUUUCAGAAGUCAAUGGAUGUAUUCUUUUUACCAUUUUUUGACAAGGAUAAUGUCCCUGUUGUCUUAGCAUAAAUAUCUACUAAGAUGAUACCCAGUCCCAAACCACAGGGGAUUUUCCUUUUAAGGUGAUUUGAAAUAACCCAGCACAUCAACAUGUUUUCAGAAUCCUGUCCUGAUUUGUGAGGGACCAUUCUCAGUUUCCUUUUGGAAGUAGCCUGACUGCGUGUCAUGGUGUGGUGUUCUUCUGAUAUUCAUAUCUUAGGUUCACCUAACCCUUAUCUUCAUAUCCAGUAGGAGGAGGAAGAAGCCGGCAGCAAUGGGUAGGACCUGGGGAGUCUGCCCAGAGGACCGUACCACUGUGAGGCGUCACUGUCAUCGACUGAGGGCACAAUCCAGGCUUUAGGACAGUACAAUAUUUGCAUGAUUUUAUUAGCAAAGGAAAAUAAUCAAGUCACUCUAAACUGUGAAUAACGAUGUUAUCAACAGCUGCUCUCAGUAAAGACCUCUGGGCCACCAUGAGUUCCUCUGGUAGAGAAACAGCCUCCUGACUUUCUUUGCCUUCUUGACUUUCACUGUCAGGUCUUCGGGACCCAACUCCACAAUAAUGAGAAUCCACGCUUUCCUGGCUCUCCUUGCCAUCUUCCAGGUACUGCACGCUAUCACCAGCGCCCUCAAUUUUCAAAGACCUUGCUACCUCCGAGGAGGUAUCUGCCUGAAGCAGGGAACACCAAACUGUGAGCCUUUCCGAGGCCCCUGCAGAGCCUUCACUGUUUGCUGUAAAAUAAGAAGUUGAUGCCGCGAGAGGGUCAAGUAACCUGGCAUCUCAGUGUGGCUCCUGCUGCCUGAGAGCAAAAGGUUCAAGUCUACACCACACAAAGCUCUGCCGUCACCAUUGCUUGCUAUUGUGGCCAAAGAAGAGGUAGGCAGAGGGAGGGAGAAAAAUCUGAAGAAUCUGUCUAUGUUAUAACACUUACAAAGGUUUUUA
Molecule: messenger RNA, 1001 nt
Organism: Rattus norvegicus (Norway rat)
Lineage: Eukaryota; Metazoa; Chordata; Mammalia; Rodentia; Muridae
Source: RefSeq, a predicted model, not a curated record